Molecule: messenger RNA, 898 nt
Organism: Silurus meridionalis
Lineage: Eukaryota; Metazoa; Chordata; Actinopteri; Siluriformes; Siluridae
Exons: 6
Coding region: 56-769 (237 amino acids)
Biological process (GO): response to bacterium
Source: RefSeq, a predicted model, not a curated record
UCAAGCAAGGAUUCAAGUGCAUUUACACCUGGUCAGGAAAUGGAAUACAAAUGAAAUGACCACCGUCUGCGUAUUCAUUCUGAUCUUCAGCACCUUAUAUGCAGUAGAACCUGUUGGGUGCUGGGUUUCUGCACAAUCCCUCCCAGAGUCCCCUGUUUAUCAGCCGGAUAAAGAGCUCAGUGUAGACAUCGGAGACUCGGCUACUCUGCCCUGUUGCUUUUCUACAAAACACGUUGGAAUAAUAGACUUCUUUAAGCAGCCGAACAGACAAAAACUUCAGAUUAUGGUCACAGUGUAUAAAACUGGUUCAGAAACAUUCCACCAUGGGUUCCAAAGGUUUCGUUACCAAAUAGAAAGAUCUUCAACCUGCUUCAAUCUGACUAUUUUAAACACCACUGCGUCUGAUGAAGCCACGUACCACUGUGCAGUGAUGAGACCCAACAUUGUGUUUGCUGAAGGAACGUAUUUAAAAAUUAAAGAAACUAAACCAGUUGUGUGUGCUGAUUUAGUGGUGUGUAAAGAGACACUGCAUGGAAACAUCACUACCAUCAGCACACAUGAGAAAACAGUGUUCGGUUUGGGAACGGCGUUGGGUUUGUGCGGACUUCUGAUUUUUUGUCUCACUUGUUUCAUCCUGAGAAAAAAAGUGGCUACAACAGAAAACACUCCAAGAAAGGGGCAGGUGUGUGUUCAGGAAACUGAAGCUGAAACGUUGAACUAUGCCGCUUUGCAGUUCUCCAAGAGGAAAGCCAAAGAUGAAAAAUUUUAACUAAUUUAUCAGAUAAAUGUGUGUAUUCUGAUGUAAAAUAAAACAUUUCACAUUGUUCAGUUUGAAAAAAAUACAAAUAUAAGCUCAUCAUUGUAUGCAAAUUGUAUUAGAUAUAUAAAAAGGAUAAAA